Molecule: messenger RNA, 1665 nt
Organism: Nannizzia gypsea CBS 118893
Lineage: Eukaryota; Fungi; Ascomycota; Eurotiomycetes; Onygenales; Arthrodermataceae
Product: GLCD gamma
Exons: 1
Coding region: 1-1665 (554 amino acids)
Biological process (GO): regulation of transcription by RNA polymerase II
Molecular function (GO): protein dimerization activity; RNA polymerase II cis-regulatory region sequence-specific DNA binding; DNA-binding transcription factor activity, RNA polymerase II-specific
Source: RefSeq, a predicted model, not a curated record
AUGGGCGACAUCUCUGCCACGAUGAUCAAGAGCGAGCCUGACGAGCCCAACAACCCCCAUCAGUUCAUGAUGUCACCCUCUGCCUACGGGAUCCCGACGCCGUCCUACGGCAACCAGUUCGGUGGUUCAGGCGCAGGCACAGGUUCAGGAGCCGGCGCUGGCGGAAGCGAGGGAAUCGAUCCCUCUGAGCUCACCAUGCAGCAGAACGGCUUCGUCUCCCACCACCAUCCGUUCGGCUCCCAAAAUCUGUCCUCUAGUUUCACACUCGGCAACGCUGGAAUCGACACCGACGAGUUACUCGACCUCGAAAUCAACGGCCAGAACCUCUCCAGAGACGAUGGCCUCGACCAGCGUCAGCCUACCGCCAUAUCGAUGAGCCACCAGGGCCAGAUGUCCCAUAUCUACUCCAACACACCCGACGGCGCUCCCAUCCAGUCGCCUUUCCUACGCUCCUCCUUCAACUACGACCAGUUCCGCCAGGUCCAGCAUACACCUCAGGCGACCUCGCCCCACAUGAACGCCAUGAACGUCCACUUUGACCAGAACUACUCUGUCGCAGGUAAGGCUGCCCGCAACUCCUUCCAGGGUGACGCGAGAAGCCCCGUCACUCCCAAGACUCCCGGCAUCGGCAUCGGUGGGCUUAAUAUCAAUACUCCAGACUCAGGAAGCUACUCGUCGCAACCCAUCCGUGCCGUCAGUCUACAGUCUCAGCACCAGAAGAGCAUGUCCGGUCAGUGGAACGGGACUCCCGGCAGCGCUCAGUCGCUCAUGGAGUCUCCGAUCUCCUCGCCUGGUGGACACCAUGCCUCACACCAUGCCAACAUCCAUGAGAUGCUCAAGUCCGCGAAACACGCCUCCUUGCCGGCCAAAGUCGACUCCCUCCACGGCCACCACCACUCGUCUUCCUCCCAGUCACUCGAGUCCCAGGAAGCCAAACGCCGUCGGCGCCGUGCAUCACAUAACAUGGUCGAGCGACGACGACGAGACAACAUCAACGAACGCAUCCAGGAUCUUUCCCAUCUCGUACCUCAGCACCGUCUCGAAGACGAGAAAAUCCGCAAGCAAUUAGUCAACAACUCUGCCCUCUCCACUUCGUCCGGCGCCAACGCUUCCUCCCCUCCAAAUCACAACCCUGCCACAUCCCUGCUCGCCGGUCCGUCUGCCCGGCGCGCCACCGCAGGCAACAUCACUAUGGGUCUACCCAUCGAGGAGAAGGAGAAGGGUCCAAACAAGGGCGACAUCCUCAACGGGGCCGUCGGCUGGACUCGUGACCUCAUGUGGGCGCUACAUCGCAAGCUCGAACAGGAAGACCAACUGGCAGAGUACAUCGCUUCCAUAGGUGGUCAGUGGCCCUUUGAACAAACCGAAGAAGACCGCCGAAUGAGAACAGAAGUCUUCGAUGCCAUGGAGGCCAACGACGGCGUUAACUUCUCUUAUUCGCGCGGUGUCGGAAGCGGUCUCCGUGUUCCGAAACAUACUACCAUCUCAGGCGAAUCGCUCCCUCAGUCAAACAGCCCCUCGCAGGACCAAUCUCAACCUCAAACCCAACCGCAACCCCAAACAACCGGCAACAGUCCUGGUUUCAACAGCUCCCAGUUCUGGAAUAGCUCAGGACACAUCGGCCUAAGCGUCAAGGAAGAAGACGAAUAUGCAAUGGAAAUCUGA